Dujonia railenensis is the source of this 1530-nucleotide messenger RNA. Lineage: Eukaryota; Fungi; Ascomycota; Pichiomycetes; Serinales; Debaryomycetaceae. The record is from the annotation of a GenBank genome assembly.
AUGUCAAACCAUUCAUCAUCGUUCCAGAGGCAAUCGCCAGUUCUGCCCCAUGUGCAAUUGGCUGGUAAUUUCCAACCUUCCAGGAAGCCCUCGAUUGUGGAGAUGCUCAGUUCCCCACCUCCGUUGCCGACAAACCCUCCUACUGACCACGAAGACAUUCAUUCCCUCUCACUAUCCAGAAACGCGUCCAUUUCGUCCAGAGCUUCCUCUGUUACGCCGCUGAUAACAGAUUGGGCGGAAAUUUUAUUGUAUGACUUGGUUGAGUCCAACAAGUUGGUGUUCAUUGAUAAGUCGUACUCGGUCAAGAAGGCGUUUGAGACAUUGAGUUAUCACAACUUGACCUCUUUGCCCGUUAGCGACUCACCAGACUCUAUGGAGAGCUGCUUGACGUUUGAUUACUCGGAUUUGAACACAUAUUUAUUAUUAAUCAUGGACAAAAUCUCCAUGAAUGAGUUCAACAUUGACACCAAUGACGCUGAGUACAUUCAGUACGUGCAGAACCAGAUCAAGAAGGCCAAGAAGGGUGAAGAGGUGAGCGUAGACUUCAUAAUCAACCUUAACCCGAAAAACCCUUUCAUCAAGUUCAAAGAACUGGACUGCUUAUACAACGUGAUGGAAUCAUUGGGUAAUGGGGUCCAUAGAGUUGCCAUCACAGAUCCAAUGAACGACAACAUUGUAGGUAUAUUGUCACAAAGAAGAAUGAUUAAAUUCAUGUGGGAGAAUGCCAGACGCUUCCCAUCGUUGGACUUCUUGUUGAACUCCACUUUACAGGACUUGGGCAUCGGCUCGAGCCAACCUCCAAUUACCAUCUACGAAGAUCAGAAUCUUAUUGAAGCAUUGUACAAGAUGUUCAAAGAGAGAAUAAGUUCGUUAGCUGUGGUUGACAGAUCACACUUGUUGAUUGGAAAUAUAUCUAUUGUCGAUGUAAAGAAUGUGUCAUCGUCCAAGAAUUCACAUUUAUUAUUCAAGUCAGUCUUAAACUUUAUUGGCUACAACUUGAGCCAAAAAGGAAUCGAAAAGGGUCAAGACCAGUUUCCUAUUUUCCAUGUGAACAAGCAAACUCUGUUGGGCAGAGUAAUUGCCAAACUAGUGGCAACACAAUCUCAUAGACUUUGGAUUGUUCAAACUCCAGCAACGAAUAUUAACCAUGGUGGUUCCAUAAGUGGCAGUGUGAGUGGACCAACUGGAAGUUCAUCACCAUCGACUGUAGAAAAUAUACUUAACCAAAACCAGCAUGCUCACCAUCAAGUUCCAGCGUCACCAACAUCUGCCUCCCCUACUCACAACUCCACUCCUUCUACACCAACGCAACCUAGUUCCAAUGACGGGAGACAAGGAAAAUUGGUAGGAGUGAUUACAUUGACAGAUAUUUUGGGAUUAUUUGCUUCGGUCAAAUCUAACGGUAAGAAGAUCGACCCAUUAUUUGCUAGAAAUCAAAGAAGAAGAUCAUCCACAUCCACGACUAGGUCGUCGAGUGAAGUAAGUACCAACCCAGAAUUAUUUAGGAAGUCAUACUUGGGAAACCAGUAG